UAUCCAAUUCAAAAAAAUUUUGUUCUUAUCCUUGGCCAAAUUUUGAUGAAUUACUUGUCAUGUUUAAAGACUUUAACCGAUAAAGUCAAACCAACAUUUGAAUCUGUAAGGACUGAUUUAAACGAGAUUAAAGAAUAUAUAUUACCAAUAUCCAAUCAUACAAAUAAUUAUAUUCAAGAUACAACUAAUUUUGCAAAAAAACAUAUAUUGAAUAAUAUAUAUGAAAGUUCUCGAGUUCUGAAAGAAGGUAUUGAUACAAUAUGGAAUGCCCAUAUUGAUUCAACUGCUGGUGAUAAUAAAAAUUCUAUAUGGGAUAAGAAAAAGGCUACAUUGAUUCAAAUUCAAGAAACUGAACAAACAUUUUUACAAGAUUAUUCUGAUGAUUCUAACUAUCUCCAAUGGGAGAAAGAUUACAAAACUAAUACCAAUCAAAAUAACCAAAUAUUAUUAGAAUAUCCUCAUUUGAAGAAAUCCUAUGAAAACUUAGUGCCAAAUAAGGUAAAUGAUACCGAUUUUUGGAAAAAAUAUGAUUACAAGGUUCAUUUAUUGGAAGAAGACGAGAAAAUGCGGCAAUCACUUUUAUUACGCGCAUCCACGUCUCUUAAAGACGAUUUAGCAUGGGAUGGAAACGAAGAUGAUUGGGAAAUAACUUCGUCACUAAUAUCAACCCCGGAAAUCAUAUCUCCCGAUCAAGAACACUCAGUCAAUAAUUCUAACAUCACUUUAAUAGAAGAUGAGAUAGAAGGAGACGAUAACAAUAUUGUGAAAAUUGACAAGCUUCUCGAGAUACAUAAUUCUGCCUUUGCUAAAAAUGCUGCCACUAAAUCGACAAAAUCUGCCAUAGAAAAUUUAUCGUCUUCAAAUAAACUCGAACCACUAAACAUAGAUAUUAAAGAAGGCAAAAACUCUACACCCCUUAAUAAAAACAAGGCUAAGAAAAAAGAUUCAUCACAUGCGGAUUGACAUGAUGUAUAAACCUUUUCUACCCCUUCUUUUAUUUGGAAAAAGCGUUAAAUGUAUUUGUAUUUAUUCUAACAAAAUUAUAAACAAAUUUGUUAUAGCAUGUGGCAAUUUUUUAAAAUAAUAUAUUUCUCAAACCUGAAAAAGUGGGUCAUAAAUAAAUAACCAACAAAAAAUAGCCUUAUUUUUGAUAGGAUAAUACUAAUAUAAUUAUAUACCUUAUAAAUUUUAAUUGGGGGUAUUUAUAUAUUUUUAAAUGAUCAAUACAAUUUUACCAUAAUUAGUUAAUAUUUUGAUUUAAAAUCUAUUUAUUAUGCACAAGAAUAAUAUUUAUAUUAAAUUUUUACAAUGUUGUUUAAAAAUUAUUUAUAUAAUAAUAAUUAUGAUAAUUGAGAGUUUAUGUUCGGUAUUAUAAGCUCACAUCACAUUAUUUUGUAUAUGAGAUCAAUUAUCAAUUUUUUUUUAGAAAGGCGGUAUAUUUU
Molecule: messenger RNA, 1442 nt
Organism: Gordionus sp. m RMFG-2023
Lineage: Eukaryota; Metazoa; Nematomorpha; Gordioida; Chordodea; Parachordodidae
Product: BSD domain-containing protein 1-like
Exons: 6
Coding region: 46-963 (305 amino acids)
Cellular component (GO): cytoplasm
Source: RefSeq, a predicted model, not a curated record